GUUUGUGUCCGUGUCUCCGUCGCUUAGUUAGGUUUACGUCUUCUUCUAGCUAAUAAUCUCCGCCGCUUCUCUGGUUGUGGAGUGUUCGGAAACUGAAUACAGUGAAAUGACUCCGAAGACAUAGAUUGUGAAUGCGUAGAUCCAUCGCGACUGGGUUUGCGUCGAUAGCCAAACGGUUUCUUCUACAUAAGCAUCAUCGUCUACAUAUAAUAGGUAACCACAGAACCGCUCCUUUCUGUUUCUGGAUUCGAGCUUUCUCUAAUUACCGAAAGAUUUGGAGAGAUGAUCUUAACUUUAGCGAGGCUCUUGAUUUGUUCACUCGUAUGGUUCACUCUCGUCCUCUUCCUUCAAUUUCCGAAUUCACUAGAUUACUCAGCGUUAUCGCGAAGAUGAGAAGGUACGACGCUGUGAUCUCUCUCUUCGAUCAAAUCCGAAUUCUGGGAAUCUCGCCUGUUCUGUAUACCUGCAACAUCGUUAUGAACUGUGUUUGUCUAUCUACUCAGCCUCUUCGUGCUUCGUCGUUCCUUGGGAAGAUGAUGAAACUUGGCAUUGAGCCUGACUUGUUCACGUUUACUUCUCUUGUUAAUGGUUACUGUCAUUGGAAGAGGAUUGAGGAAGCUAUAGCUUUGUUUGAUGAGAUUGUGGAAAUGGGGUUUAGGCCUAACGUUGUGACAUACACAACGUUGAUUCACUGUCUUUGUAGAAACAGACAUGUGAACCACGCGAUGGAGGUUUUUAACCACAUGGGGGCUAAUGGGAUUCAACCGAACGUUGUUACCUACAAUGCUCUGGUGAGCGGUCUUUGCGAGAUUGGUAGAUGGAGUGACGCUGCUUGGCUGUUUAGAGAUAUGAUGGAGAGGAACAUUGAACCUAAUUUAAUCACUUUCACUGCAUUGAUCUAUGCGUUUGUGAAAGUAGGGAAGCUUUACGAGGCUGAAGAGCUUUACAAGGUGAUGAUAAGGUUGUCUAUAGAUCCUGAUGUUUUCACUUACAGUUCACUGAUUAAGGGGCUUUGUAUGUAUGGUCGUCUAGAUGAGGCUAGGAGAAUGCUUUAUUUGAUGAAAAGCAAUGGUUGCUACCCAAAUGAAGUGACUUAUACUACUCUCAUACAUGGGUUUUGCAAGUCUAAGAGGGUAGAGGACGGGACCAAAAUCUUCUGUGAGAUGUACCAGAAAGGAUUAGUUGUGAACGCAAUCACUUACACCGUUCUUAUUCAGGGUUAUUGUCUAGUGGGAAGACCUGAUGUUGCGCAAGAAAUUUUCAGUCAGAUGGGUUCUCGUGGUGCGCCUCCUGAUAUUAGGACCUACAACGUUUUGUUAGAUGGUCUAUGUUAUAACGGGAACGUAGGGAAAGCAUUGAUGAUAUUCGAAUACAUGCGGAAGAGAGAGAUGGAUAUUAGUAUUGUUACGUACACUAUCAUUAUUCAAGGGAUGUGCAAGGUUGGUAAGGUGGAAGCUGCUUUUGAUUUAUUUUGUAGCCUUUUCUCCAAAGGAAUGAAGCCUAAUGUUAUUACCUACACCACAAUGAUAUCGGGAUUUUGUAGGCAAGGCUUUAUUCAUGAAGCUGAUGCGCUGUUUAAGAAAAUGAUAGAAGAUGGGUUCUCGCCAAAUGAAAGCGUGUAUAAGUAGGUGAUGCCACCGUAAGCUGAACUCAUGAGGAGUUAAGGACCUAAGGUUACUUCGAUGGUUUUGAUCUCAAGCAUAUGAGUUCUAUGACGGUGCAGUUGCAGUUUGGGGAGAGCUAACGCAGCUGCUCAAGAAAUAUUGGGUGAAAAUGGGAUGAAACAGCGAGAGAGGCGAGAGCCUCGAGAAUCGAAUCCAUAAAAAUCUCACUUUUGCAACACAGGUGCAAUAAAAUGUUGUCGUACCUCGUCCCGUCUGCUACAUAGGUUGUGUAAUGAUAUAUUUACUAGGAGAUGUCAUCUUCACAGGUAUUUGUUGUUGAAGGUUCUUUCCAUCUUUGAGAUUCCGCAUCGAACCAGAGUUAUGCGUUAGAUAACUCAAGUCUCUGUUGACUUAAGCUUGAAGAAUACUUGAGUCAUAAGGAAUCCUAAUCCUACCAAGUUGUGGUUUAUAAAGGAUUAGGAUAAUGACAAGUUAUAUUUAGGAGAUAUCUAAAUAUACAAACUCUAAUAGGAAUAGGUUUUGGUGUUUGAGUUCUCUAUAUAAGGAGAUGCCAAUGUGUGGCAUAACUUAAGAGGUUUUAGAGAGAACAAGAACAAGCUUUAGGUUUUGAGAGAGUUUCCUAAAGAUCAAUAAAAGAGAGUGAUUCUUUUAAA
Molecule: messenger RNA, 2278 nt
Organism: Camelina sativa (false flax)
Lineage: Eukaryota; Viridiplantae; Streptophyta; Magnoliopsida; Brassicales; Brassicaceae
Source: RefSeq, a predicted model, not a curated record